Molecule: messenger RNA, 606 nt
Organism: Nematocida minor
Lineage: Eukaryota; Fungi; Microsporidia
Exons: 1
Coding region: 1-606 (201 amino acids)
Source: RefSeq, a predicted model, not a curated record
AUGCUCUGCAUGGCUGAGGAGAAUGGGAAAGAGCUCUAUGAGUAUGCACUAGCUAACGGCGCUGUAAAAGAGAUGAUCCAUAGAAUAGUGGCACUGCAGUACUGUCUCGUCUGUUUUGUGUCUAUAAUCGUGCAUGUGCAAACUAUGAACAGUUUUUACUCUUUUGGGCGCGCAGACGGCUUUAUUAGGAGUAUAGAGCCAAAAGUUCUCUUCUCAAACUACCAGACAUAUAUUUCUGUCCUUUCGAUUCUGUUGAUGCACAGACAUGCUAAAAAAGAGAAGAGCGCCAUUGGUGGCAUACUUACACGCAGUAAACACCAGCCUUUUGGGUUUCUUCUGUGGGGAGUGUGUUUUGCAGUUAGCUCUAACUUCAGCUAUUACACAAAGAUAUCGAAUAGCCUGCUUUCCCUAUAUUUUAUUGUAUUUUCUAUAAUUGCUGUGGCAUCCGUUCCGAUUCUCUUUCUCUACCAGAUGCCCUCUAAACAGCUUGCAAGAGUUUUAAUAGCUGGAAUGGUGGGGCCUUGCACAAUAGCUUUUUUAACCUAUCUCUCUGUUUCCUACAUCAACAGUCUUGCUCAAAUAAAAGCAAACAAUAUCCUAAAAUAG